This is a messenger RNA of Vollenhovia emeryi, 1594 nucleotides long. RefSeq lists its product as uncharacterized. The record is from RefSeq and is a predicted model, not a curated record. NCBI's taxonomy places the organism in Eukaryota, Metazoa, Arthropoda, Insecta, Hymenoptera, Formicidae. The coding region runs from base 96 to 1343 and encodes 415 amino acids. Gene Ontology annotation, cellular component: plasma membrane. Gene Ontology annotation, biological process: detection of chemical stimulus involved in sensory perception of smell; sensory perception of smell. Gene Ontology annotation, molecular function: olfactory receptor activity; odorant binding. The transcript has 4 exons.
UCCGAAAGUCGGCGCAGGCGCUUCUUCAUAUUCAACUCCAGCACGACGAAUUGCCUAAUCCGCGGCAGUGCUCUGUGCGAUUUCGUGAAGCUAUCAUGUCAAAUUGCAAACGUGCGCCAAAGGGCGACUACUCGAAACAGCAUAACAAUUAUAGUUUGCAACUGAAUCGAUGGUAUCUCACGCCGAUCGGAGCGUGGCCGCAAAUGAACGACUCGAACAAAACGUUCAAGAUACUCGUGCCAUUAUACAUUUUUGUUUGUCAUUUCACGGUAACAUUGAUGACGAUACCAUGCAUACUAUUCGUGUGUUUCGAAAAAACCAAUAUCAAAAUGAAACUGGGCGCGCUUGGUCCACUGCUUAACAGACUUAUGGGUUGGAUACAUUAUUGGAUGCUUCUGAAACACAGUGGGGACAUUCGUAAAUUAGUACAACACAUGGAAGUAGAUUGGAAAAUCGUAAAUAGAAUCCAAGAUCGUGAAGUAAUGUUGCAAUACGCCAAGUUCGGUCGUUUCGUUGCCGGGAUCUGCGGUAUGAUUUUGUAUUGCGGUACAUUUCUGUUUAGCAUAGCCAGGAACAUAAGAACUGUACCUACCAUUGUCGGCAACGAGACCUUUAGGACAUAUCCGAUGACGUGUCCAAUUUAUAGCAAGAUCAUCGACGCGAGAUUUAGCCCAGUGAACGAAAUCGCGUUGGUUCUGCAGUUCGCGAUCAUAUUUAUAGUGAAUUGCUCUACCGUCGGUGCCUGUAGUCUGGCUGCCGUCUUCGCAAUGCACGCCCGUGGCCAAUUGAAUGUGCUAUAUACAUGGCUACAUGAACUCGCAGAAAAUCAAGAAGAAAAUCAUAUAGCUGAUCGAAAAAUGGCCGUUAUUGUGGAACACCAUAUCAGAGUACUGAGUUUCAUAGAACGCGUGGAAAAUGUCAUGAAUAAGAUAUCUUUUGUCGAAUUGACGGGAAGUACGAUAAUUAUGUGCUUGGUUGGAUAUUACUCAGUCAUGGAGUGGCAAAAUUUCGAUGCAAUGAAAAUAACGUCUUAUAUUAAUGUAUACUUGUCGAUGGCUUUCAAUAUUUUUAUAUUUUGCUAUAUCGGAGAGAUUAUCACCGAAGAGUGUAAAUACGUCGGGGAAAUGGCGUAUAUGAUCAAUUGGUAUAAUUUAAAUCACAAAACUGCAAUUGGUCUCGUUUUAAUAAUUGCACGAUCAAGUAACGUGAUUAAAAUUACCGCAGGAAAAUUAUUACAUUUAUCUAUCGCAACGUUUGGUGAUGUAAGUAAGGCAGAUAUAGCGUUAUAUUUUGUUACUAAAAGUUUUGAUAUUUUUUCUAUACUUUUUAAUUGCAAAUUAUGAUCGUCUUAUAGGAGAAUUGAAUUGUUCAAUUACAUUAUCCAUUAUAUUUAAAACAUUCUUACAUACAAUUAUAUGCGUGUGUGUGAUUUAAGAUUCCAAAUUUUAAUAUAUCAAAUUGGCAUCUAUAACUCUUAGAAUAUAGCAUACAUUAUAUAUUUUAACAUAUGUUUGCAUUGUGUAGGAACAAAUAUGGUUGUUGUUUCAGGUAAUUAAAACUUCCAUGGCAUAUUUAAAUCUCUUGCGACAAUUGA